CCAUGGGUGUAUUUUAUUUUAUUUAUUUAUGUUUAUAAAUAAGUGUCAGACGUUCAGAACACGAACUGUGAGGUUUUGGAAAUGCACUGCAGUAUACUAUCGGUAGUACACUAAAAUUACAAUGUAACUUUCAUAAAUAUGUUAAUAUACAAUAAAACUGAAAACAGUAAUGUGACGGUGCAUAGGCAGCAACACACAUAUACUUCUUUACAUUAAUAACACAUUUUUGAAUGAAUAUGUACGUGUCCGUGACGCGAAUUUGGAAAUCGUUCGAAACGAGGCUGAAGUUGGCUUCUUAUUCACUUGUUUCUUAUUCGUAGUUUCUUAUUCAGACUUUGAUCUGCUCCCAACUGAAGGAUUGACUUUGUAUGUAAGAGGUUAAACCAAUGUAUGUAUUAUAAUUGAAUAAGUAACAGUGUAUUUAAGGGGUUAAAAUCACGUUGGGCUGAAAAUGUAUCUGUGGAUAUUUAUAGAGGGCAGCUCCUAAACAAUAUUCCCCUUAAACCCUUAAAUACACUUACUUACUAGAAACAGGCGAAUAAGAAGCCAACUUCAGUCUUGUAUCCCACGAAGUAUAUUCCGAGAAAGGCUGCUGCUUGCUAAACUAGGAAAUUAUCACGUGAGUGUGAAUAACGGGUUUAGAAAUCUCAACAAAGGGCUAGCAACGAUAAGCAAUCUUUUCAUCGAGGCACGGUUUUAUUAAGACUAUAAUAAUAUAUUUUCAAGCCGAGCCGACGGUGUAUGGUUCUUGAAGCACCAUGUCUACCAAGUAAGAUUUUACACAGUGCUUUACUUUUAGGGUUGAGGGGCAGGGGAGGGAUUACAUCGAUGUUUGUCAGUGUUUAAUUCAAGUUCAAAUUAAUGCAAGAUGGCGAAAGAAUGCUCAUGGUGAGUUUUUACUUAAAGUUGAUUUUGUUAGGACAUUCAUUUAGCCUACACAAUGAUGCAGCUACAAGUUGACGAUCUUUCGUUGAUAAUAAUAUUGUAACGACCUAAAAAUACAGGAGCAACACCGGAGCCGUACCGAAGGGAAAAAUGAUGCCUGGAGUCUGUCAGAUACUCACAGUAAGCAUACUGAGUGUACAUUCAUUAACAAGACAUCGCAGAGGGAUAGUCUGUGAUCUUUUGGGAGAAAUAUGUUGAGACUCUUUAUGAAAUGAUACAGUUUAUAAAAAUCAUGUGCUUUCUUCAUCUGGUUCCCAUUGCCAGUUGCAAGUUUCCAGCUCCUGUCAAUGUGACCCUCAGCUCUCACGACUUUCAGCAUAUAUUGAGAUGGGAACCAGGACCUGGUACUCCAGAGAGGGUACAAUACAGGGUCAGGUACAACUCCAUCAAAUGGUUUUUGAUGAAGUCAUGCCUGAAUGUCACCAGUACCAGAGAGUGUGAUCUAACGGUAGUGUUUGAUGAUGUCAACGAGCACUAUGCCACUCAGGUUCAGGCCUUCAAUGAGACGCAGCACUCCGACUGGACUUCAAUGAGCUCCACUUUCAAACCUUUUUCAGACACAGUCCUUGGUCCACCGGAGGUGUCUGUCUCUGGGUGUGGAGGUUGUCUCAGCUUGCAGAUCAAACCUCCCAGAGGAAAAGGAAAAAAGAAUUUGCUGACACUUUACCAUCAGUUUGACUAUAGCAUUGGAGUACAGAAUAUGAAUGAUGGGCGCAAGUUCUCAGAACAAUUGGAAAAAUGGAAAGGCACCGUGAAUCACAGUAUAAAGCUACUGGAGCCUGGCACAGAGUACUGUGUAACAGUGAGAAUGUACCAUGCUGAAUUGAACAUGAACUCAAAGCCCUCUGAGCCACAAUGUGCAUUCACUAGUCCUGAGCCUGUCAGCAAAGUUCCAGGUGUACUGGUUUCAUUGUUCAUCAUCUUCCUGUUGAUGGCUCUGGUGGUGUCUUCCCUUGUAUAUAGUGGGUUCCUGUGCUCAUUAAAGGCAAACCUCCCCCAAGUGUUGGCUUCUUUUACUGUAGACGGUGCCAAUUUAAAGAGGGUUUUUGUUCCAGAAGGUUGCACUGUUGUGGCGCAUGCCUCCCUUUUCCACAAUCAUUGCAGCAUAAAGAAAAGAAACAGUCGGAAACUUCUAGACACCAGUGAAAGUGAGCACUCUGACAGUGGAGAGAUCGAUGGGUAUGAAAACCAUGGCUUCCAGGUUCCAGACAAAGAGAGUUCCAAUAACGAACCUGUGGAAACUGAAGACACUGUCACUCCUGUGGAGCCGGGGCAAGCCCUUGAUCCAGGUGAUCCAGCACAGGCAUUGUGUCUGGUUGUGAGUGAGGAGACAGCAGGGCCUCCAGUGGGGCAGCCAGAGCAACUUGAACCCUUACUUGAGAGGAGAGACUCUGUAGAGGAGGAAAGCUGCCAAGAUGUCAAUUUGUUUUCAGUGAUGUUGGGGGCUGCUGAUGAAGACAUCUUAGAGAGCCCUUCAGUUGAGGUGGCUCUGGUUGUAGAGGAUUAACCGCAGGGCUGCUGUAAUCUGCAAGAAGAUCCACAAGAAUCACUACUGACAGUGGCUCUAGAAUCUGUAGAAAUUAAAAACAAAGAGCAGUUAGCUAUUGUCCAGUCAGAGGAGGAGGAGAGUGACUGUGAGCUUUAUUAAGCACUCUUCAAGUUGUCAAAUAAGAAUAUGUAGCUUCAAAUUAAAUGUUCAUAUAUCAUUAUUUUUACUUUAUCUUUUUAUGGUGUUUUGCAAUCAUUCUGAGUAAUUAUUAUUAAAAGUACUCAAAUGUUGCAUUUAAUUAAUUUUUUACAUGGCUUGUUUUACUGUGCUUUGAGCUGAGUUGAAGAGCACCUCUCAAGCUGUAGUUGCCAGAUUCAGUUUUCCACAGUUGUGUAACACAGUGUAGAUCAGCAUCAUUUUGGAAAAAGCCAGAGCCGGUGCCAUCUAAUAAUGAAGUACUGUACUGCGAGUCAAGUUUCCUUUUGUAUUGCUGUCACUAAGCAGUAGCUGUUUAAUAGAUGAUGCAAUACAAAUACUGACUCUCAGGCAACCAAAGCUGAAGAUGCACAGGCUACAUAUAUCAAAAACACAGUAUUUGGGUAAUUGCAAUAAUAAACACUCAUAUAAAGUAUGUCCUGUAUGAACAUCUAAAUUGAAGCCACAUGCUGUGAUUAAGCAGAUCACAUUAGUACUAUAGCUGGAUUGGAAACACAGUAAAAGUUGUUAGAUCGUCCCGCUGUUUCAAGGUGGAAAGGUGGAAAUGCAACAGAAGGCAACGUUGAGAUAUUGUCGGUUUUAUUAGCCCUUUGAAACAAAGCAACGAGAUUGUAAAAGGAUGUAGUUUAAACAUCAGUGUUUGAGAACAUUAACAUGAUGCCCUGAAACCUGAGCCUGCCUAAAACAAAUCCUGCUAACUUUACACAGGCAGGAAGGUGUUGCUGCUUUGUGUGGGCCAUGUUUCCAGGAUUUGUUCUGUGGUUUCUCAAUCUGUCAGUAUUGGUGGGUGUGCCAUUUACAAUUGCUGUUAAUCUAAUUGGUAACUAUACUGCUGCUUAAGACUGGAGCCAGAGAUCUCCGAGACUUAACAUUUUGAAUUGCCGUCCACAAUUAAUCAUUCACAUUAUAAUAUGCAGUCAUUAUCAUUACUUUUGUAUCAAGUAAAUAUAUACAUGCACAAACAUUUUGUUAUAUGAAUACACAGUAUGGAACAACACUCAGAAUGAAAACUAAAAUGUAUGUAUUUUAUAUAAUUACAAAUAAACAUAUUUUUCAUUUA
Messenger RNA from Acipenser ruthenus (sterlet), 3710 nucleotides. RefSeq names its product interferon alpha/beta receptor 2-like. Gene Ontology annotation, molecular function: protein binding. The record is from RefSeq and is a predicted model, not a curated record. The transcript has 8 exons. The coding region runs from base 1157 to 2452 and encodes 431 amino acids. Lineage: Eukaryota; Metazoa; Chordata; Actinopteri; Acipenseriformes; Acipenseridae.